UUUCCUACAGUAAUAUACAUUUUGAUUUUCCAUCUUUAAAUCGGACAAUCGUUGACGGAUCAUUUAAAUAUUUAAAUGGUUAAAAUUUAAACGGCUCUCGGAUGUAAUUUUACCCUGUGGAUAAACAAAAUAUUAAAAUUAAAAACACGAUAUGUUGUUUGGAAACAUGGAAGUAUUAUUUCGUUGAUCAAAGUUCACGAGAAUUUAUUUCACUCUGUCAUUGGAUACAACACGUGGAAUGAAUUGGAUUACUUUAUUGAAUAUAAAACAUCAGCUUUAUCAAGAAAUGUUAGCCAUGUUUUGAUCACUUAAUCGUUGAAGCCAGGGAGGAUUUUAUAAGGUAUUGUGUUGGAAUUUAAAAUUUAAUUGUUGAAUUUUAAUAACUUAUGAAAAGAUAUUUCACAUAUGUUCGUGUAUUCAGUAGAUCAGUUGGCAUGUUUUAAAUCUGACGAGAAAUAUACUUUUCACUUGAAGUGAUCAAUAUGGAAUUUUAAAACGCAUCAAUUAUUAACGUUCUUUUCUACUUUUUGUCUGCAACUUAUUGAAGUGAUAUUUUCGAGAAAAAAAAAGAUUUUCCGAAAUGGUGCUGCGCGAGGAAACUACUAUACAAGUAAAAUCUUUAGUCCAUCAAAUGGAAAAUUCGUUGGAUUUGAAUGAAAUGGAAGAGGAUAUCUUUCCUGCCAAACCUCAGCCUCAGGUCAAAUCUAAAUGGAAUGUAGAGAAUGAUCAUUUGAAAAGAUGCAUGGGAAACAAUCUAUUCAAUUCUGUAUACAAAUGCAGGUUCAGAAAAGUGAAAUUAAUGUUAGACAAAGGAUUAAAUGUUAAUAUUCUGAAUGACUAUGGUUACAACGUGUUGAUUGCUGCUCUUCAUAUACAAGAUCAAGAAAAUAGAGGGAAAAUGUUUAGGUUUCUCAUCAAAAGAAACGCAAAUCCAGCAUUUAGAGAUGAAAGACAUGGUAGAUCUGUUUUGGCAUGGGCUUGUAUUUUAGGCAGAUCCUCAGAAUUACAGUUACUUCUCGAUACCUUCUUAGGAGAAAUCGAUAUUUUGGAGAAGGACUGUAACGGAAUGACCCCUUUACAUCAUUCUUGCCAGUCAGGUAAUGAAGAAAUAGUAUCAGUUUUAUGUAGAGAAUGUCGUAGAUACCGCUUGUCUGUAGACGUCCACGAUAAGUUAGGUCUAACUCCUUACUUACAUGCCAAAAGACUUGGUUAUCAUAACAUAGCUAAAAUACUCCAAGAAGAAGGCAAUGCAAGCUUGGGACAAACAGACAGGUUUACAUUCAGGAAUGGUGAAGACUGGACAGAAGUCGGCAAAAAGGCAAAAGAAAGACAAGAGGCCAAAAGAAGAAUGAGCGAUUUUGAGCAUGCUGCGAUUAGCGGGCGAAGUCGUAUUAUGAAUUCUCUCCAACAUUCUCAGACUUUAUCCCGGUCUGUACCAGAAAUUAGAAUAUCAUGUGCAGAUGACACGCCACGCCGUAAUACAGUUUUCAUUGCUCAGAAACCUGAUAUAUCAAAAACAAAAUCCGUUAGAUAUAUGGACGAUCUUGAGCAAGAAUAUAUGACCAACAUUGACGGCAAUAUCACCAACAGAGGGAAGCUUACUCCGCCGUCUUCAUUGAAUUUCCGAGGAUCACUUGCGCUCUUAGACUUGUCAGCAAAUAAACGGUUUGCAACGUUCAAAAAGCCACCACCAAAAAAACUUACAAACGUACAACAGGCUACAUUGGCCAAUAUCAUGGCACAGUUAGCUGACCAGAAAACGUCAUCAUAUCGCCGUGGAGUUAUAGUUCCCACUCCCGAAUCACAGAAAGGUGAUGGCAGACCAAAGAAAUCAACCAUGGCCAUAAUAUUUGGCAAAAGAAAAAACAAAAAGGACAAAGACAAUUCGUCUGGUAAAAAGUCUGGCCGAAAGGAAAAGGAGAAGAAAACUCCAAAAGACAAAAAAUAAACAAUAAAUGGAGAAAUGUAUUAUAAUUUUUAAGAAGAAGCAUUCAAAAUCGCCAUUGAAGAUUAGGUUUGCUGAACAAAUGAAAAAGUGUUAUUUGUGGUAUGAAAUUGACUUGUUUGAAUAUUGUGACGAAAAAUCCUUGCCAAAGAGAGUUUUGAUUCCAUAAUUAUAUAUACAUGUAAUUUUAGUUGAUAUACCAGGGAGCAAAUAGUCAGAACUACAAAUCAUAAACUUACUUAGGGCAGUAAAUACGAUGCGAUAAUAAAUUGAAAUAUUCAUAA
This is a messenger RNA of Mytilus californianus (California mussel), 2229 nucleotides long. RefSeq lists its product as uncharacterized. Gene Ontology annotation, molecular function: protein binding. NCBI's taxonomy places the organism in Eukaryota, Metazoa, Mollusca, Bivalvia, Mytilida, Mytilidae. The record is from RefSeq and is a predicted model, not a curated record. The transcript has a single exon. Bases 581 to 1948 code for a protein of 455 amino acids.